This is a messenger RNA of Mytilus trossulus (common blue mussel), 1324 nucleotides long. RefSeq lists its product as uncharacterized. The record is from RefSeq and is a predicted model, not a curated record. The coding region runs from base 126 to 776 and encodes 216 amino acids. The transcript is spliced from 8 exons. Lineage: Eukaryota; Metazoa; Mollusca; Bivalvia; Mytilida; Mytilidae.
CACACAAAUAAAAAAUGUAUGAAUUUUAAAUACAGAUGAAUAUGUAAGCCUACGCUUCAUUUUUAUAUAUACUUCCUAGUUGGAAGAAGACAUGAAAUAAAGAUAAUUUGGUAAGACCAAUCGAUAUGUCGACAAGUCUGCAAAAAACUCCAGAGAUAAUUCAGCAUGUCCAAAGGAUGAAUAAAAUUACCAUCAAACCAAACCUAGCCUCAGAAUACAAUCAUAUAAAAGGAAUAUACACAAUAGAAUACGAUAAUACAGAUGGAGAAGAGGUAAUUACUGUUACAGAAAGUGAACCCAGUAAUUAUGUACUGCCUACAGAUAAAUUUAUUUGUUUAAAAGCUAGUGAUGGAAUGCUUCUAAUUGACGGGGAACGUGAAAGACAAAAUUGUGUCCGCGAUAAUCUGACAGUUUUUAGUCCAGCUGGGUUUCAGUUGGGGAGUGUGGUGAGAAGGAGGUUUGAUUUAUACUCGCAAUAUGAUAUUUGUGACGGCAAUAUGAAAAUGUUAUAUCACCUCAAGUCUGACUCUUCCGAAACUUUUAUAAUGAAUCAAGGCAACAAAGUUGUAGCAACAGUCAGUCAUGAUACAAAAAAGACAACGUUUGAAAUAAGCUAUCAGUUGGAAACAUCCACAAUUGAAAAGUUUUUGAUAUUAAUAUGUGUAUUAAUGUGGACGAAACAUGUACAACUGCACAAUGAAGGUCAAGAAGAUUAUUGUUGCCGAAUGAUUUUGAGGCAGUUAACACUAUGUUUGAUAUCAUGCAUCCCGACGUAAUUACAACAUAUUGUUCAUGAUUAAAUACGUUCUCUUGCUACUUUAAUUUGCUUAUUUUAUAGGUUCCAUGAGUUUAAUGGAUUUUUUGUAGUUGCUGAAUAAAUGAGGAAGCAGACCGCGAAUCUCGAUGUUUUGAUUGUGGUUUUGACUUCAUUCAAUCAUGACAUGUUGUCAUUGCAAGUAGUGUAGGUUCUGCAUGAUAAUGUCUUGUGCAAUUUUCACAGUCAUAUUUAAGCGUUUAAGUGCUACGACCAGCACUGGCAUUUGAAAGAACUACACACAUAGAAAUCAGUUAGUAGCAAUAAACAAACCUCACCUGCAUAUAGGAUAUACAUGUCUGAACACAUUGGUUAUUCAAGAGUUUGCAGCUGCUACUUAGACUUAUAAAUUAUCACCAGUGUCUAACUCUGUACAAAAUCACCACGAAGUAUCAAAGCAUAAGGUUUGUGAAGAAGAAACAUGUCAAAGAACGUCUGGUCUUUUUUUUUUUAUUAAGUUCAUCGAUGAUACCAAGACCGUAUUAACUUCACAAAUAACACACAAAUGUC